This is a messenger RNA of Osmia bicornis bicornis, 1808 nucleotides long. It is a transcript of the gene MED28, whose product is annotated as mediator of RNA polymerase II transcription subunit 28. Gene Ontology annotation, cellular component: mediator complex. Lineage: Eukaryota; Metazoa; Arthropoda; Insecta; Hymenoptera; Megachilidae. The record is from RefSeq and is a predicted model, not a curated record.
AUUUUACCUUAUGGGUAGCUACAUGACUUAAGAAUUCUAAUUGUGUCUAAUAUGUUUGUUGAGAUUGUGUGUGACAUUUUACUUAUGUUAUGUGUGGUUUCCUUAUUUGGAAAGCGUAGUUUGUAACAAACAUUUAUAAUGGGCAUAUCUUAAAAUUAAACUAAUUGUAAUUUAUAAUACAUUAUUUAUCGUUUUUACAUAGUACAUACUAUAAAUAUAAUGGCGACACCCACUAAUGGAAAUGGUAAUCUUGUUGAUGAAUUUGAGGAAGCAUUUCAGCAAUGUUUAAGUAUACUAAUAACAAAAGACGAGGGGUUAGGAAACAAUGGGAUUGGGGUAACUGGUGGUUUGAUUGUGGAUAAAGAAGCUCGUAGUGAAGUUGAACAAGUUACACUAAGAUUUAUAGAUCUGCAAGACAGAUGAAGCUUUUCUUUCUGCAAAAACGAUUUUCUAUUGUCAGCACUGAAACCAGAAACUAGUAGUGAAAGAAGAUAUUCAGUGAUCUUUAGAGUAGAAUAGCACGUAAAGAAGAUCUUAUCAAAAGGACAUUACGAUAAAAUUACAGUAUGGCAGAAUUUAUUAGCUGAUUUGCAAGGUUGGCAAAAUCUCCUUGCUCAAGGUCCAGCACCUAAUGGUUUACCAAAUGGUACCCAGAGUGGACAAAAUCAACAAACCACAAAUGGAGGGGGGAAUCCAACAAUGCAACAACAACAGCAAAUAUUGCAGCAUCAACAGCAGCUCCAACAACAACAGCAGUUGCAACAUCAAAUGCAACACCAAAUGCAACAGCAACAACUUCAUCAGCAACAGGUGCAGCAAGGAUCGGGUGCUCCUCCUACAUCAGGCCUUCAAGGAGUUGGAGUAUCUGUUGGACAGCAAGGAAUGUUCAUGGCACAAGGUGUAACUGGUGCAAGAGCUGGAUUCCCCGUUGGAGGUGUUGGAAGCAGUGCUCUUCAGGGUCCGCUUGCUUUUUUGGAAAAGACCACGAGCAAUAUAGGAAUGCCUGAAAGGCGGAGUUGACGCGGAAGGGGGAGGGGCCGAGGUCGGGGUCGAGGAAAAGGCCGAGGAAGAGGACGAGGCGGAGGAGGAAGUUUACCUCCGCCACCACCACUUCUCGAUACUUCGGACCCGUCGUCGUAUGCUGCUGCUGCCGCAGUUGCAGCUGCUGCGGCAGCGCCCCUUCCCUCUCCACAGCAGCAGCCUCCACCGUCUUGUACAUGAAUAUUAUAUUUACUAAAAUUCGUUUCUUAUUCUACGACAUCAUUCUUAUGUCGAAAACAUAGCUAACAGAUAUCUAAAUAUUUCAUUAAUUUAACGUUAAAAUGAUUUUAUUGUAUAGGCUUAUUAAGACUGGUGCAAAACAUGCGUUACGUAUUUGAAAAAUCAAGAAUUAUUGAUUGAAAGUUAAUAAUUAAAGAACGCCAGGUUUUAUUUAAUUAUUUCAGUAUAAAUAAUGAAUAUAUAGCACUAAUUUUUUGUUCGCAGUUUAUGAACUGUAAUUUAUUGCAAGAAUUCAGAAAAUUGUGUAAACUCCUGUAAAAUGGAAUAAUCGGUAUGUUCUCUUUAACUAUUCAAGAAGGUGGCAGCGAAAACUGUACAUAACUGUGUGGUAAAACUACUAACAUAAACUUCACAUGUACAUAGAAUUAGAGGCACCGUUUUUUCAUACAAUAAAUCAUGUUGUAUUUUAUUAUAUUAAGUUCGAAUAGUUGUUAGCACUUUUACAAGUAACGUGUAACAUUUUACACAGUGUCGAUCGAAGCUGUAUUUCAGACACAACACAAAUAAAGUAUAAAUUGCCCAAUUAA